GUGGAAUCCGGGGAAAGUGAAAGAAAAGGGAAAGGGAAAUUAAAAGAACAGAGGAAAAAAAGAAAAAGAAAAAGCUUUUCCUUCCUCUCUUCUUCCAUUUCCUCCCCUCCUCUUUCCUCCGUCUUCCGUCUUCCUUCAUCCCGCCGCCUCACACUCACACACACACACCCACAGUCGGCUCACCACCACACCACACCACCACCACCAUCCCCCCUCGUCUGCCUUCGUUUGCUAAUUCGCGGCGUCCUAUUCACUUGCUUGGGACUGGCCCUACUUCCAUAUAGAGCCUUUCCCGUCCGCAGUAACACCGUUACCCACCAUGUCUUCCGCCGCCACCGCUCCCACCGCAAUUGCGAUUCCGAAGCAAACCUUCGUGAGAUACACCUCCUCCGGGACCGCCUCGCCUUCCAACGGCUCACGCAGCACCUCCCCCCAUUCUCCCUCGUGUUCGUCAGCGGAACAUUCACGGUCGAGCAGCCGUCGCCGGGAGUCUUUUGGCUCGAUCAAGGAAGACGUCGACGGCAUUGCGCAAUCGUUCGUCGAUACCCAUAUUGAUCAAUCCCCUCAGGAGACCGCUAAGCCUAACCCUUUUGAGAUGCAGCCGACUCCCGACUUCUGCUGCCCCUGUGGUGGCUUUUUGGGAUGGAAGCAGAUCCGUUUGGGGGGGAAGAGCUUGAGCCGCAGCUACAGUGAUCUACGUGGGCUGAACCAACUGCACUCCCGUUGGGCGUGGGAGUCGACUUCCCCGGUGGCGGAACAGCCGAGCCAGACCCUGCAGGUUCCGGAACAGCAGCAGGUGGUCGUCGUGGAAGAGAAGCCCAAGCCGGUCCCCGGAACCUCGCGCCUGGAGAAAGUCCCCCCGGAAGUGCUGGAUCAGAUUAUCUCCCUUUUGGCGCUUGACGUACCUCCCAACGGUUAUACCCCGCGGAAUGUCGAUCUUAUCUCGUGCCUUCUCACUUCCAGGACUUUGCACGCGGCUACGCUCAGCGUCUUGUAUAGGAACAUGACUUUCCCUCACUCCAUCAUCUUCUCCAAGGCCUUGAACCACAUCUCUCGCUAUCCCGCCCUGGGCACUUUGGUGCGUCGUCUCGACUUCUCUCACUUUACCUCGGUGGGUCUGGGACGUACCAAGCAGAUGAACUCGGAGAUUCAGAACCUCACUUCCAAGACAUUGCUUCAGUGCUUGGAGCUGCUGCCAAAUCUGCGCGAAUGCUUGCUUCAAGAGCACGUUGAAGGUGAUCUUAGCAUGGAAGUUAUCCGGAAGCUGUUCACAGGCCUUCCCAAUUUGUUCGCAGUUGAUUUCUGCGGCUGUUCCACCCAGUCGUUCUCCAGCCUCUUCCUCGAAGCUCUGACCGCGGGACCUGGGCUUCCGGCCGUAUUGCCCAAUCUGAAACGGGUCUCGUUGCACGAAUGCAGCAGCUUGCCGUCUGUGGCGUUCGAGAUCCUGCUUCCCCGUUUGGUGAACCUGACUCAUCUGGAUCUCACCCACACUCAGGUCAGCGAGGAUGCGUUGUUCUCUAUCCCGAAGACCGCUCAAAUCACCCAUCUCAGUCUAUCCCGAUGCAGUCGUCUUCGUGGCCCCAGGGUGGUGGAGUUCCUGACCACUCACCCCGCGGUUUGUGACUCCCUGGUGUAUCUGAACUUGUUGACCGAUCCUACGCGCUCCCGUCUCCUGGAGGAGGAAGAUGUCUCGGCUCUCCUCCCGCACCUGCCUUCCACCCUGUGCUCUCUCAACCUUGGCGGUGCGAAAGUCACCUCGGUGCACACCAAAGCCCUGGUUCCUCUGACGAAGCACUUGGAGGAAUUGGGACUGAGUUCCUGUGAACUUUCGGGCCAGGAUCUGAACCAGUUUUUCGUUCCCCCUCGACCGGCCACGGGGGCCGAGAGUGCGCCGCCCACUCCGAUUGACAGCCUUCCACCCACUCCCCUUGAGGCGGUGCCCCCGACUCCCCUUGCGGAGUGGGUUCCUCACACGCUGCGUUACCUGGAUCUGAACAAGGCGCCUCAGCUGACCAUCGGCACUGUUUUCAACCCGAAUGCCUGUGUCAUCCUUUCGCAGCAGACCUACCCUCUGCAGGUGAUCGAAUUCAGCGACAAGCUGAUCGCUCCCCUGCGCGAGAGAGCCCGGAACGCCAAAACUUCCCCCGGCUGGACGGUUCGGGAGCUCGGCCGUCGGGGCUGGUAUGUGCGCGAUCCUAGCUCGAUGCCAAACUACGCGCUGGACGAUGGUUCGCGCGACUGGAAGAUGGGUGCCAGAUGGUGGGGCAUGAGAAAAAUUCCCGUCGCCGUCGGAGAGGUCGGUGGCAUCUACGGACACUACAUGUUCAAGAAGUGAUUUCUUAUUUUGCUGCAAGUUGUGUGGAACUCUCGACUCUUUUGUCAUGAACAGUUUUAUACCCUGCUGAUGUUCGCAUGGCGCAUCUUUCGGAUGAUUAUUUGACUUGAUGAUAUUGCACGAGCGCCAAAAGUGUGGACAUGGUUUACGAUGAAGUUUUGCAUUGUGGUUGUCUGCAUAGCAAGCGAUUUUCAGCCAGCGUUAGGUAUGCCUUGACGGUCUGAUUACGGCUUGCGCUCAUGAGUGAUAUCCUUUUGUUAUGGGUUUGUUAGUUAAUUAUUGUGUAUCCUAGUCGGGCGAUUUGGAGCAUAGCGGUGAAGUUUCCUUGGUCGUUAUUAGGUUGUCCAUUAGGUGAUUAUUUCCCAACUUCAAC
This is a messenger RNA of Aspergillus saccharolyticus JOP 1030-1, 2708 nucleotides long. Its product is annotated as Leucine Rich Repeat domain protein. The transcript has 3 exons. NCBI's taxonomy places the organism in Eukaryota, Fungi, Ascomycota, Eurotiomycetes, Eurotiales, Aspergillaceae. Bases 320 to 2335 code for a protein of 671 amino acids. The record is from RefSeq and is a predicted model, not a curated record.